UUUAAAAAUGCAACAAAUAAUUGCAUUGAUUGUAUUGAUUGGCACUGUUAUAGCCAGUAAUAUAACACCUGAAGAAAUUGAUAUUCAAUUUAAAGAAUUUAAAACUACAUUCAACCGAAACUAUUCAACCGCUGAGGAAGAGGGCAAACGUCGUGCAGUAUUUGAGUUCAAUUAUAAUCGUAUAUUAGAUCACAACUCUGCCGCCGACGGAGGUCUUCAUUCGUUUAGAUUGGGUGUCAACCAGUUUGCAGACCUGACUAACGAUGAGUUCAAAAAACAAAUGAAUGGUUUCCGUCGUAAGAAGCGAACACUCGGGACACUCAGCUAUAAGGCCGACACCAAACAAGUAUUGCCAGAAACUGUUGAUUGGCGUACCAAAGGUGUGGUGACGCCUAUUAAAAAUCAGGAACAGUGUGGUUCUUGUUGGGCAUUUUCGGCUGUGGCCAGUAUUGAAGGACAGCACGCGUUGAGCACUAAAAAAUUGGUCUCACUUUCGGAACAAAAUCUAGUCGACUGUUCAUCAGCUGAGGGCAACCAGGGUUGCAAUGGCGGGCUUAUGGAUCAGGCGUUUGAAUAUGUUAUCAAAAAUAAAGGUAUUGACACCGAAAAAUCCUAUCCCUAUGACGGUAUCGAUGAAAAGUGUCACUUCAAACGCAAAUCGGUCGGCGCAACCGUUACUGGUUUUAAGGAUAUCCAGUCGGGCAGUGAAGCUUCACUACUGUCAGCAGUGGCUAAUGUGGGACCCAUUUCUGUGGCCAUCGAUGCCUCGUCCUUUGAAUUUCAGUUGUAUAAAUCAGGUGUCUAUUAUGAUACCGAGUGCGGUAACCAACAGGAAAACCUCGAUCAUGGCGUCACUGCUGUCGGAUAUGGAGUACAGGACGGCAAAGAUUAUUGGUUAGUAAAGAACUCGUGGGACACGACAUGGGGUCAAAAGGGGUAUAUAUUUAUGUCGAGAAAUAAGGAUAAUCAGUGCGGCAUCGCUACCGACGCUAGUUUUCCUACUGGAGUCAAAUAAACUGAUGUUUAGUUUACAUCUAUUUAUGUCAAGUUUAUUAAACAUUAAAAG
Messenger RNA from Oppia nitens, 1066 nucleotides. RefSeq names its product procathepsin L-like. Lineage: Eukaryota; Metazoa; Arthropoda; Arachnida; Sarcoptiformes; Oppiidae. Gene Ontology annotation, molecular function: cysteine-type endopeptidase activity. Gene Ontology annotation, cellular component: lysosome. Bases 8 to 1015 code for a protein of 335 amino acids. The transcript has 3 exons. The record is from RefSeq and is a predicted model, not a curated record.